AUGUUUUCAAAACCACUGUGGACGCUGAAUAUUUUCCAGAAUCAAAUUGUGCUAUCUUCUUUCGCUCAAAUAAUGAAGUUGACUGAGGAAGAACCAUCAAUUACCAAACAAACAAAGAUUUAUCGUAAUAACGGCCCACAAUACAGAAAAUACUUUGAUGAUUCUAUGCGAAGCUUUCUUAAUAACACAUCAUUAGAAAGUGAGUUAAGAAAGCUUCAAGCGAAGCUUGAAGAAUCAACAAGUUUGCUAAGGGGAAUGAUUUCAAAGGCAGCAGAUUUAGCAGGUCUAGAAAGAAGUGUAAUGACUGAUUACAUGGACAAAAAUGGCGAAAAAAGAAAUCAUCUGCUGUGGAUGGACUUUGUGAAAGGAAAUUUUGAAACUACCGCAGAAAAUCUGAAAGAAAGAAACCUGGCUUUUCUACCAGAAGCGUCGUCAUCAAAAAAGGAAUCAACUAUCACCCCAGAAGAAUACGAAUAUAGAACUUGCUCUAUAUCUUUAAAAAGAAUAAGAAAAGACUUGUCUAUAGACAUUACAGAUAUAAUAGACAAUAAAAUGAAAGAAUCAACUAUCAAAUUAAGCGACUACUGCUGUAGAUUCUUUUCUAUUAUACAAAUGAUGGCCUUGACAAUAAAAACCAUAUAUUUAUUACAAGAAAUGGCCAAAUGGUGCUACAAGAGACGCAAAGGAUCAGAUGGCGUCAAUAUUGCCAGCUUUGCCUCUGUUAACUGA
This is a messenger RNA of Rhizopus microsporus ATCC 52813, 729 nucleotides long. RefSeq lists its product as uncharacterized. The transcript is spliced from 4 exons. The coding region runs from base 1 to 729 and encodes 242 amino acids. The record is from RefSeq and is a predicted model, not a curated record. Lineage: Eukaryota; Fungi; Mucoromycota; Mucoromycetes; Mucorales; Rhizopodaceae.